Culex quinquefasciatus (southern house mosquito) is the source of this 2633-nucleotide messenger RNA. Its product is annotated as zinc finger protein 2 homolog. The transcript is spliced from 5 exons. Bases 440 to 2581 code for a protein of 713 amino acids. The record is from RefSeq and is a predicted model, not a curated record. Lineage: Eukaryota; Metazoa; Arthropoda; Insecta; Diptera; Culicidae.
UCAGUAAUCGUUUGUUUACAAUCAAAAUAUCUACAGAAAGUAAUAUUAUUUCGGAUUCAGCAUAAUUUUUUAUUUAGCAAGUAAAUUAAGUAAAUUUGAUCAAAAUUCUUAUUUGGAACGUGUAAAAUCGUUAAUAUGUUUCCAAAUUAAGUGGGAAAGUGAGCAAAUUGCUGGGAUCUCAAGCCGGAACAAUCUACCAACAAAAGCGAAGAUCAAACCAACAUUAUCAGCAUUCUAGGUUUUUCGUUUAAUUUAACUAGACGAGUUUUUGAAAGUGGAAUGAAAUAACUGUUAUCUGACCUGACAGCAGGUUUUGGAGCACUUAAAAGCUUGAAAUUUAGAAAUCGAUUCACUGUCUUUGUUAAUCUUUUUUUGUUCUAUCUGAAAUCAAUCGGUUACGGUAACGAACUAACUGUUGUCCCUUAACUUGUCAACGAAAAUGGACGAUUCACUGAACACUACCCCAAAUCCUGUGAUGGGCAGUCACGAGGAUGAGUUCCAAGAGCAAAGCGCCUCAGAAAGUCCGGAAGACGACGAGUCUCUCACCGAAGACAACAACUCGUCCAAGAUCUACAGCUGCGACCGGUGCCCCAAGCGAUACGUCCAGCUGGCCCAUCUGCAAUCGCACCAAAAGUACUGCAAAACACCGCUCGAAAAGGUCGAGAGCAAAACACAGAUGUGCCAUCUGUGCCCGGCCAAGUUUAAGAAAACCGCCGAGUUCCGGUACCACAUGCUCAAACACAACGGCGAAACUCCGUACGGAUGCCGGUCCGAGGGUUGCACGAAGGGAUUCCACUCGCCGAAGGCUCGCUUGGCGCACGAGAAGAAAUGCGGGAGGGAGCAGCAAACUGGACCGGGAGAGGUGGUGUGCGAUGUUUGCGGAGCGUUCUUUAAGUCCGCUAAUGCCCUUACGCAGCACGCGCUCAGCCAUCGAGAACCGAGCCACGAGUGUCACGUUUGCAGCGAGAAGUUUGUGAGGAAGGGUAAGCUUGGUUCACAUUACCGAAAAAAGCAUAAGGUUGAGCCGCCGUGGAAGAAGGAAGCUGGGGAUGGGGAGAGUUCUGAGGAGGAGGACGAGUGCGGCGAUUGUGGAAGGGUCUUUGACAGCGCUACCAACUUGAGAAUGCACAGGAAGUUCUGCAAAGCUACGGCUGGGGUGCUGACCUGCGAGCAGUGCGGAAGGGUUUUCACGGAUAAGGCCAGGUUCGGUUACCACAUGAAUCAACACAACGACGUUCGACCUUUCGAGUGCCAGAUCGAGGGCUGCACGAAGUCGUUCUUCAGUCCGGACACGAGGAAGAAACACCAUCGGGUGUGCGGCAAGUCGGACAAGCCGAUCGAAUGUACCGUCUGUGGGGCGAAGCUGAAGACCUCGGACUCGCUGAGGACGCACAUGCAAACGCACAGCACGGGACCGCGGCCAACGUGCCACAUCUGUGGGCAGGAGUUCACCAUGAAGGGGAACCUGCGCGAACACCUGAACCGGCACGCGAAUGGUACCUUAAAGGGAACUCGGGUGAAGGCGACGCUGAAGUGUAAGAGCAGAUAUCAGAAGCGCGAAGAAUCUUCAGACGAAGAUGAGCCUAAGAAACGGAAAAGUGAACGAAAGGCGACUGCUGAAUCGACACCGGAACAACCCGAUUCGGUGUUUGAGGUGGACGAGGUCAAGCAGGAGAUCGUGGAAGAGGAGAUCAUCGUAACGGAACAUCAAGUUCCACCGCCGGAAUCCGAUCUUCCGCUGAAUCAGCGCACCAAACGCCCCAAGCGAGCCCGUGCAGUUCCAACCAGCAGCGCCCACAAAUGUACCGAGUGCGAAGCCACCUUCACCAAGGCUCACUCGCUGAAGAACCACAUGCAGGUGCACUCGAAGCGACGCUACGAGUGUACGGUCUGCGGCAAGAAACUUCUAAAGCAAGCAAGUCUAGGCGUUCACAUGCAGAGCCACGAGCGCAACAAAGCCGACAAGUCGUCGGAAUCGCUGGAGAUUCACUCGUGCGACGAUUGUUGCAAGAGCUUCGUCGGUUUGGUGGCUCUUCAAGCGCAUCGGGUUGACUGCGAGAAGAUUGGCGCGCCUCUCGCUACCUCUGGCAGCUAUUGUCACCUGUGUCCAGCGGCAUUCCAGGACGCGGACCAGCUGCGGCUUCACCUCGGUGAGCACGACGAUGAGCUGGAGGACAACAGGCUCAAGUGUCGUCGCGAGGGUUGCGAGGAACGCUUCAGCAACUGCGGAGACUUGUGGGAACACGAAGCGCGCUGCGAAGAGGUUGGCCACUUUGUUUGUGAUAUCUGCGCGGGAGCGGUUGAGGAGUUUGACGAGCUGCGCCGCCACGAAGAAGCUCACUUGGAGCAGGCGGCAAGCUGUCGAAUUUGCGGGGAGACGUUCUACUCGGAAACCGACUCGGAGCACCACUGGCGGACCCACUUUGGAGAGGCGCUUCCGGACGAGGAACUGCCGAAAGAUGCCAACUGGCGGCUGAUGGAAUCGAUGCCGGAGAGCACGCUCUGUGAGUUGUGCAGUAAGGGGUUUGUCACCGAGUUGGUGCUGCGACUGCAUCGGCAGUUUUGCGAGCAGAGGUUCUAGGUGAAAAAGUAAGUAUUUUAAAGAGGUAAAUUAAAGAGUGUAGAAAAGAAAA